AUGUUUGAAGUGAGAGAUAAGGUGUUUUUCAUCACCGGUGCUGCAGCAGGCAUUGGUGCCGCGAUUGUGAAGGCGUUUUUGGAAGAGGGAGCAAAACAUAUUGCAGCACUAGACGUCGAUAUAAAUAAUGGCAAAGCUUUGGAGGAAGAACUGGCAGAAAAGUAUGGGAACAACAAAAUAAAGUUCUAUAAAUGUGACGUCACAUCAAGUGACUUAGAUGCAGUCUAUGAUAAAGUACUCAAUGACUUUGAAUAUAUUGAUGUCGUCAUUAACUGUGCUGGCAUUAUGAAUGACAGACCUAAUGCGUAUUUAAAAGAGAUUGAUGUUAAUGUGACUGCCUUAAUAAAAAGUUCUUUCAAAGCAUUCGACUUAAUGCGUGAAGACCAGGGUGGUAAAGGUGGGACGAUCAUAAAUAUUUCUUCGAUCGUGGGAUUGUUUCAAGCACACCUUCUCCCGGUGUAUACUGCUACAAAGAGUGCAGUGUUGCAGUUCAGCAAUUGUCUUGGAAAAGAGCCACAUUGCACUCGAUCUGGAGUCCGAGUACUCACAAUAUGUUUUGGAUGCACUGAUACAAGUUUAUUCAGCGCCUCAAAAAUGGGGGGUUUCGAUAAAGAAACUGAUGAACUACUCUUCAAGAGCCUAGGAGUUUUACCAAUGCAAACGAUACAAUCAGCAGUGGACGGGCUGGUCCAUGCUUACAAGCAUGGAGCAAGCGCCAGUACCUGGCUGAUCACUUCAGACAGGCCUGCUGAAGAUAUCACCGACAACGUUUCCAAAGGAUACGAGAUUAUGAGCCAAGGAGUCUUUAGCUAA
Molecule: messenger RNA, 813 nt
Organism: Spodoptera littoralis (African cotton leafworm)
Lineage: Eukaryota; Metazoa; Arthropoda; Insecta; Lepidoptera; Noctuidae
Source: the annotation of a GenBank genome assembly